UUUUUUUUUGUCGAGCACGAGCCGCUCGACGCAAGGCCGAAUCUUGAGCGUUCCCUCUGGCGGCCCCGAGCCUCCCCGCCAUGGGCAGCUUCGCCAUCGUCCUGGCCCUGGGCCUGCUGCCCGCCCUUGCGAGCGGGCACGCGUUCCUCACCAAGCCCGAGAUGCGCGGCGGGGCCUCUGGCAACGUCGGCAACGGCUACUGCCCGCAGUGCUUGGGGUCCACCGACCUUCCGAUGGCGACCUGCGGGAACGCCCACUUCCUGGACGCGGUCGGCCCGGUCACCGAGCUGCGGGCGGGGGAGCUGGCCGAGUUCGCGAUCACCGUCACCGCCCACCACAAGGGACACUUCGUCUUCCGGCUCUGCGACCAUCGCCUGGACAGCCAGGCCGGUGGCUACCAGGCGCAGGAGGAUUGCCUGAACGAGCACGUCCUGAGCCGGGCCAGGCCAGAGGAGGUCCACGCGGACUGCCAGCGAGACGACCCACGCGGCGAUUGUCAGCCCUACGACGAGGCUAAUCCUGGACAUUGGUACCUCCCACCCCAUAGCGGGUCCCACCUCGACCGAGCGCAGCACCGCUUCCACUACUGGAUCCCCGCCGACCUUACGUGUGAGAGCUGCACGCUGCAGUGGUGGUGGAUGAGCGCGAACAGUUGCACGCCGCACCCGGACGCCUACAAGUGCUACUUUCAGGAGAUUCGGAUGCAAUUCCUGGGAGGUCAAAUGCUGACUUUGCCCUGUUCCAAAACCUGGUUUAAUCCGGCAUAUUCCCGCUGAAUCCUGCUUAAUCCGCGGCCUAAGCCGGCGUAGUAGCCCCCCAUUAAUGGGGCUUCAUCCUCCUCAUUCUUUCCGACGCAGACCUCCCAGUAGUUGUUUUCGAAAGGAGAUGGAGCGGCAGGGGUGGGACGCGAGCGCGUGGUGCGAUGGCGUGUGCUCCUACCAGGGCGAGUGCCCAGCGGACCACCAGGGGCCCCACGCCCGCACCAGCGCCCACUCCGUCGCCCACGCCGGCGGCGCCGGCGCCCACGCCGGCGCCCACGCCGGCGCCCGCGACCCCGUCGCCGACGCCGGCGGCGCCGACGCCGACGCCGGCGCCCACGGAGGCGCCCGCGACCCCGUCGCCCACGCUGGCGGCGCCGACGCCAGCGCCCACGGAGGCGCCCACGACCUCCCCCACCGCGUCCGGCGGGCAGCCCAGUGUCUGCGAGGCGGCCGUGAGCCACCACGGCGAGGCCUGGGACUUCGCCGGGCCCUGCUCCGCGUGCCUGGCCGAGAACAACGUCUGCUACGACGACCCCGAGCAUAGUUCUCAGAACCUCUGCUCGCAGUGGCCCCAGAACGUAUGGUGCGGGGGGGCGUCGCUCGUGGAGUCUCGCCGCGGCAGGCGCAGGCCGUGCGCCUUCCUGGGCACGGCGCUGCUCCAGACCGUGUGCCCUCUGUCGCGCGCCUCGCCCGGCGAGGGGCUCCAGGCUUGAGAGCCCAGCCUUCUUUUGCCCGAGGGGGGACAGAGGAGCCCCUCUCCGAAACGUCGCUUCGCAGUUGCCGCCCACCAGUGCCGGCAUGAGCGUCGCGGCGCACCCGUCGUCGCCUUCUGCGUGCAGCGUUCUGGCGGCGCUCUCGAAACAGGGCCCGCCCCUAGGCUGGCGUCCGUGCGAUCGGGGCCCUCCGUCGUCUUUGAUGACGAAGGCAGCAAGAGCAGAGCGAUCUAGAAAAAGAAGGGAUCGGAGG
Messenger RNA from Prorocentrum cordatum, 1727 nucleotides. NCBI's taxonomy places the organism in Eukaryota, Dinophyceae, Prorocentrales, Prorocentraceae. The record is from the annotation of a GenBank genome assembly.